Molecule: messenger RNA, 2474 nt
Organism: Oenanthe melanoleuca
Lineage: Eukaryota; Metazoa; Chordata; Aves; Passeriformes; Muscicapidae
Gene: LRRC45
Product: leucine rich repeat containing 45
Exons: 18
Coding region: 31-2049 (672 amino acids)
Cellular component (GO): centrosome
Molecular function (GO): protein binding
Source: RefSeq, a predicted model, not a curated record
CGGGAGCAGUUCCGGCGGGAGCGCGCGGCCAUGGAGCGGCUGGGGCAGGAGUACGCGCGGCUGUGCGCGGCGGCGGGCGCGGCCCCGCAGGAGGCCGUGCUGCGGCGGCUGCGGGAGCCCGAGGCGGCGCGGGGCCGCCUGGAUCUGGCGGCGCAGAGCCUGUCGCUGCAGACGUGCAGCGCGCUCGGCCGGCUGCUGCCCGGUGCUGCGCCCUUCGCCGCACUGGCGCUCGGCGACUGCGGCUUGAGCGAGGAAGGUGUAAGACUUUUGUUGCAUGGUCUUUGCUCCAACACCACAGUCAAAUCUUUGGAUCUGAAGGGAAAUAACCUGCGAACCAUGGGAGCUCAGGCUUUGGGAAAACUUCUUAUGCAGAACAAAUCCAUCAGGAGGUUAACCUUAGAAUGGAACAGCCUCGGCAUGUGGGAGGAGGGCUUCUCCUUUUUUUGCCAAGGACUGAGAGCAAACAACUUUCUUCAGCAUCUGGAUCUGCGCAAUAACCAGAUUAACCAUCAAGGGGCUGGAGAGCUGGCCAUGGCACUGACACAAAACAGCAGCCUUCAGGAGCUGGAUUUGCGAUGGAAUAACAUUGGGCUUCUGGGUGGCCGAGCUUUGCUGAACUGCUUGCACAGCAACAAGACACUGAAGAGGCUGGAGCUGGCAGGGAACAAUGUUCCUGGUGACAUCCUGAAAGCUGUAGAACAAGCCUUGAAUCACAAUCAAGACCGUGAGGCUAUCCUGAGUGAGGCCCAGAAUCAAGUGAACAUCCUCAGCAAGGAGGUUUUGAGUCUGAAGGAUGAGAAGAACAAGCAGUUCAUGGAUUUUGUGGAUACUGUAGACAAACAGAAAGAAGAAAGAGCCAGGAGUGAGAAAAUGUCUGCAGCACGAGUCAGCCAGCUGCAGGAAGCUUUGGAUGAGCAGUACUCCAUUAUGAAUUCACUGAAAACCAAGCUGCAGAUGACUGAAGCUGCCCUGGCUCUGUCUGAGCAGAAGGUGCACAGCUUGGGAGAGCUGCUGAAUGCCGUGAAACAGGAGCAGAACUCUGUGGCUGAGGGCCACUUCAGGGAGCUCCAGCAGCAAAAGCAGGAAGGUGCUGAUCGCGAAGGCAGGCUUUUGCAUGACUUGUCUGCUGCCAGUGAGAAAAAUCUGCUGCUGAGAAACCAGGUGGAUGAGUUGGAGAGGAAGUGCAAAGUUCAGCAGGAUCAGCUGUUCCAGGUAAAACAAGACUUGACCAACACAACAGCAGAGCUGAAGCUGCGGGCUGUGGAGGCUGAAGAACGUCUGGAAAUGGAGAAGAGAAGAUUUAAACAAAGCCUUGAAGACAUGGAAUCCCUUCGGGUAAAAGAGGUUGAUCGUAUGGCUCAGCACAUGGAGGCCAGUGAACGCUCCAUGCACAACAGGAUCCAGAGGCUGGAGGCCAUCAGGAUAUCUCUGGAGGAGGAGCUGAGUCAAGUGAAAGCAGCUGCACUAACUGAGCGAGGACAGGCAGAGGAGGAGUUAAUAAAAGUCUGGAGUCAGGCACGCUUGGAGGAGCAGCAACGACUAGAACACCUAGAAGAGAAGCUGCGGCUGAUGACUGAGUCAAGAGAUGAAGCUCAGAACUGCUGCCUUAAGCAAAAAGAAAUGGUUGCAGAGGCCCAGGCCAAAGCCAAACAUUUGAGCCUGUAUGCUGAUGGACUCAGGAGGAAGCUGGAUGAACUUCAGCAGGACCUGGACAGUAAGGAAGAGGAGAAAGUGACAGAGCUAAAUAAGGUGAAAUUGGAGUUACAGGAGAAGAUUGGGCACCUGGAGGCUGAACGUGCAGCCCAGGAUAGGCUGAGAGAGAAGAUUGCAGCUCUGGAAAGACAGCUGAAAGCCCUAUCCAGUAAUCACCGUGAAGCACUGCUGGACAAGGAGGGUGAGAUCUCUCUGCUGCUGGAGAAGCUGAGAAUGAAGGAGGCUGAGAUCUCCAGGAUGAGGGAAGAGGAGGCCCAGAGAGCAAGUUUCUUGCAGAAUGCCAUCAUGGCAUAUGUGCAGGGAUCUCCCUUGGGAACCCAUGGUUCUAGGAAAUGAGAGCAUGGCCUAAAGGAUCCAAAUACCUGCUGUCAGGGAAAGGGCUCCUGGAACUGUGCUGUGGCCUUAAUCUGGAGAGGAGCGAUGCUUCUGGUGUGACACCGGGGAGUUCCUUGUCAGAGCACAAAAGGGAGAAGGUGGUUCCUCUCCUGACAGCACAGGUCUUUGCAUGACCUGGAGAAAGGGAAGAAUUAUGAGAGUCUGAAUUGGGGAAAGUAGUUAUUGUUGUCAGGCCAGCAAUACUGAGCCUUGAGGGAGUUCUUCCUGUGAGUCUGGGGUGGGAACAUAUCUUACAGUACAUAUUUUAAUAGCCACCUGGAAAAUGAAAGUUUCUGUUGUUGACUGGUUGCUUUGUGUUCAUGAUUUUUUUAUAUUGGGUUUUGUUCUGCUUAAUAAAGAACUUUUGCAUUUUGCCAUUAAUGCUG